CAGGAAAUACCGCUCUUUCUCCCCGGUCACUGACACACACGACCAAAAGUUACAUACACCGUACCGACAUGAACUCAGACAGACCGUCAAAUCUAUCCGCUGAUGACCAGCUUGACCCUGAGGAUGAGCAACAGUUUGCAGCAGCCACCUGUGAGUCUAUCCGUCUCCCUGAGCUUCGUUUGAUCCUGCUGGGGUGGAGAUGGCCAGGUAAGAGCCUGACUGGCAACACCAUCCUGGGACGUGAGGAGUUCCGUCUGGAGCGUGCUGCUGAAUUCUGCGUGAAACGUGAAACCGAGGUGGAUGGACGCAAGGUAACUGUAGUAGACACACCUGGCUGGUUCUCAACCCAGAACACACCAGGGGAUUUCCAACAGGAGAUGGUCCGAAGUGUAAGUAUGUGCUCAGCGGGACCCCAUGCAUUCCUGCUGGUUAUACCUGUGGGCAUGUUCACAGAAACGGACAGGGCUCAUAUUGAGGAGAACUUGGCGCUGUUUGGAGAGGACAUAUGGAAGCACACCUUGGUGGUGUUCACCUGGGCAGAGGUUUUGAAGGACAGGUCCAUAGAAAGGCAUAUACGAAGGGAGGGUCGUGACUUGCAGUGGGUGGUGGACAAGUGUAAAAAAAGGUACCACGUCAUCAAUAACUAUAUUUUUGCUGAAAACCUGCAGCUGCCCCAGCUGAUGGAUAAGGUUGAGAAGAUGGUGGCUGAAGAAGGCGGUUACUUCACCCUUAAGACAGAUGAAAAAAAAACACAAAGUCAUGCUCAGAGUCUGUUCCAGGAUGACAAUCUGAACACCAAUGGUGUGAAAGAGAACCGAGAGCUUGGUGCGAGACCCAAACAGAAUGGUUCCUGCAACUCACUGCGUGCCAUGGACGUCGACCCUCCACAGAGUUUGGUUGAAGGAGGGAGUGAAUAAUGAUGUACAGACUAGUCCAGUGCUGCUGUGUUUGUUACCUUAAUUCCAUUGAACUAAAUAGUGCAUAGAUUAUUGGCGAAAUACCCAAAUGUGGCCCAAUUUACACCUUGCAUUAACAUGUGUUUUCUGUGAUUGGAUUGCUAUCGGAGAGCAUUGGAUCACAUUAAAUGGCAGUUGUUAAUGCACCCAAGAUUGUGACUGGGUUGUGAUCAGAUAACAGAAACCACAUUUGGAGGUGGUCAGGGACAGAUUCUGAGCACAUUCAAAGAAAAUAUAAACACAACUGCCUUUUCAUAAUCCAGACACAACUAUGCAAGUAAUUAAUUGUGUGGUGAGGUUACGUGUUACAGUCAUCCGUUGUUAAAGUGCUGUGAUGUGGGUUAGGUUUGUUUUGCCAUCGCAAUGUGAAGAGCAACCGACACCGACAUCUUUCAACUUGUCACCCAAACAAUGAAAAAUAUCCCAUGAAUUAUUCCAUUUGAAUACAGUUGGAAUAUCUCUUUUCAAAUCCCACUCGUUCGUAUCUCUCUCCUGUUUUUUGUAAUCACCAUGUGGCAUGGGCAGCGUUUCAGAUGAAAAGCAUAUUUGGCUAAUUUAAUUUUAAGCCACCAAAAAUGUCCAAUGAGGGAAAUACCUGGACUGUAGUGAUUAAGUGAUGGAAAGCAUUUUAAUUAUCCAUCAAUGUUUUUAAAUUCGCUAAAAGAUGAAUAAUUUUCAGUUACCACAGCCUCUGAUUUAAUAUGUAAGUAGUGUUUUCCAUUUUAUGCUGUAUCGGAUCUCUCCCUCUCAUCACAGUGGAAAUGCGUUUGACUGCAAGGUGUGAGUGCAAUCCAGCUAAAGAAUAUCCAGAUCCUCUCUGGAUAUAAAACACAUGUUUAAGCAAAGUGUAAAUGGGGCCUUCAGUAAGGCUUACAGUAGGGAAAUAUCCAUGUAACUACUGAGCCUAAAGAAUUUAACACAUACUGUGAAGUCAAAAGGGAUUAUCAUCAUCCGAAGUUCCAUUAUUGUUAGUAAAUCCGUAGUUCAACCUCAUAUACUAAUUGAAAGCAAGCAAAUAUUACUACUACUGUGCACUGGUAACACAGAGUCAUCCAGUUGGCUUAUCAGGAUAUACAUGAAUUAAAGCAGUUUCUUUAGAAAAUUCUUACAUUAAUGGAGUCAUCAGUUUGAGAGAAACACUCCAUGCUCAAUUGUUAUUUGAAUUAUUGAAUUUAAAAGGACAUGAUCGCCUGUGAAAAUGCCUAAAUGAAUGCACUGAUAACAGUCAUUAGAGAUGCUGUGUCUGUUGCAUUUGGAAUAACUGAAUUAGUUACAUUGGCGACAGUUGUUGGGUUUUAUAAAUUAUUCCGAAAAAUAAUUUCCAGUUUGUCGCAUCACUGUUUGUAGAUGUUUUUCUAAAUAAUAUUGUUAUUGCUGUAUUAUUCUAUGAGUAUAUGAAGUGUUUUCAUGCCUUAAUUUAUGCAUUUGCUAAAUGUUUUGGGAUUGCUGUGAUGUUUUCUUUAUAAAUGUUUUUUAAGACAAGAAUUUGAAAUCACAGAUGUGUGUUGGCCAUUUUUUUUUUACCUAAUUCUGUACUGUUUUCAACCAAGUAAGCAAUCUCCAGUUAAUUGGGAGAUAUAACUUUUUACAAAUGGUUUAUUCCUAUGAUUGAGGCUACAUAGCUGUCCUUGUAUUGGCACUCAUCACUGUAUUUACCUAAUAAGAUAUUAUUUAAAGAAACCAAACCAAUUUUAUGUAUAACUCAAUUUUCUUCUAAUAACUAUAUUUGAGAUUAUAUAAUGUAUUCCUUUUAAUUACAUGUUGAAAUUUCUGAAAGCCAUAAAAUCUC
Xyrauchen texanus (razorback sucker) is the source of this 2745-nucleotide messenger RNA. RefSeq names its product GTPase IMAP family member 4-like. The coding region runs from base 69 to 917 and encodes 282 amino acids. The record is from RefSeq and is a predicted model, not a curated record. The transcript is spliced from 3 exons. Gene Ontology annotation, molecular function: GTP binding. Lineage: Eukaryota; Metazoa; Chordata; Actinopteri; Cypriniformes; Catostomidae.